AUGCAAAAGUUUGCCCUGACAAUACGCUCACAGGUUUCCUUUGUCUGUUUCUCACUAGAUUACGGAAUGCAUUUAUUCAAGGCAGACCAACGUGGAGUUCCAAAGUUCAACCCAGUCCUGGGGAGACAGGGCGAUGCAGAGGAGGGCAUCGAGAGCAGUGUGAAGGCCUCCCUGCUGUACACGGCCCCGGAGAUCCUGAGAACUGGAGUCAGUCACCUGGACCAUGUUGGGGCGGGGACCCUACAGGGAGACAUGUACUCCAUGGCCAUGAUCAUGGUGGAGAUACAGACCCACGAGGCCCCCUACAACGAGUACCUGGACUAUGUCGACAUUGACGACGUCCUCCAAGCCAUUGCCGGACAGAAGAACAUCAAAUCCCUACUCCCACCAGCCUGGGUGAAGAAGGGAUCAAGUGAGGGACUGAGGCCGACACUGCCCGAGGAUGCCGAUCCGGCCUACGUGGCUCUACUGGAGACAGUGUGGACAGAGGACCCACUGCAGAGACCUUCCUUCACCCACCUCCUGAAACAACUGGAGGCUCAGAGUCCUCAGCGUGGAGACCUCAUGGACAACCUCGUCUCAAUGCUGGAGAAGUAUUCGACCAACCUGGAGGCCAUAGUGGCAGAGAGGACCAGCGAGCUGGCGGCAGAGAAACAGAAGACGGAGGACCUGGUGUGCCGCAUGCUGCCCAGGGCCAUCGCGAUGCAGCUGACGAGAGGAGAGACUGUGGCUGCCGAGACCUUUGAGUGUGUCACCAUCUACUUUAGCGACAUUGUGGGUUUCACGAGUAUCGCUGGAGCCAGCACUCCACUGCAGGUGGUCGACCUUCUCAAUGAUCUCUACACCUGCUUCGAUGCCAUUGUUGACCAUUUUGAUGUGUACAAAGUGGAGACCAUUGGAGAUGCCUACAUGGUGGUAUCUGGACUACCACUCCGUAACGGAGACCAGCAUGCUGGAGAGAUUGCCUCCAUGUCUCUCCACCUCCUCUCUGCCAUCCUCUCUUUCACCAUACGACACAUGCCAGAGCAAAAACUGCAGCUCCGUAUCGGCAUGCACUCAGGGCCAGCUGUGGCUGGAGUAGUUGGUCUGAAAAUGCCGCGAUACUGUCUGUUUGGAGACACUGUGAACACUGCCAGUCGUAUGGAGUCGGGAGGUCUUGCUCUGAGGAUUCACAUGAGUGAGCCGACAGCAGAGCUACUGAAGAAACUGGGCGGCUACACCCUUCAGGCCAGAGGAAAGAGAGAGGUCAAGGGGAAGGGAGUUAUGACAACGUACUGGCUGAACGGGCAGGAGGGGUUCAACCGUCCACUUCCGACAGAAGAUAUGGCCGUGUCUGCCAGUCAACACGAGUUCAAGUAA
Geodia barretti is the source of this 1359-nucleotide messenger RNA. The record is from the annotation of a GenBank genome assembly. NCBI's taxonomy places the organism in Eukaryota, Metazoa, Porifera, Demospongiae, Tetractinellida, Geodiidae.